Beta vulgaris subsp. vulgaris (sugar beet) is the source of this 851-nucleotide messenger RNA. RefSeq names its product protein GOS9. The transcript is spliced from 4 exons. The record is from RefSeq and is a predicted model, not a curated record. The coding region runs from base 116 to 610 and encodes 164 amino acids. Lineage: Eukaryota; Viridiplantae; Streptophyta; Magnoliopsida; Caryophyllales; Amaranthaceae.
GACAUAUCCUCCUCAAUCAAUCACACAGAUCAGAAUAUAAUUUCUUACUAUUUAAGUAGAACAAACUUAUUAGCUUGCUUGUUUAUCUUUGCAUCUUUCUUAACUAAUUAAGGAAAUGGAUGAAGAAGAUUCCAAGGCACAAGUGAUCGAGCCAUACGGGCCUUAUGGUUCUCAGUUGCCACAAACCUAUCACUUCCAACUUGCAGAAGGUGAACGUAUCUCAGCAUUCUCGGUAAGGCACGAAUACAUUAUCGAUGCAAUCCGUUUCGUGGUGACUAAGAGCGACGGAAGUACCUACACUGAAAAGUUCGGUGGUAAUGGCGGAAACGAAUCAAAGGCUACUCUCAGAGCUGGCGAAUACGUGACAAGAAUUACUGGGACGUACGGAAACUAUGAGUACCAUAAGGAUGGUCCCGUUAUAGGCACACUCAAGAUACACACUAAUUUAAACCCGGAUGGAUAUGGAAGUUAUGGAGGUCUUUCAAAUGGACAACCUUUUUAUUCUCCUUGGAGAGAUGAUGGUUUUGUAGUGGGAUUUUUUGGAAGGAGUGGUGAAUUUCUCGAGUCUUUGGGAAUUUUAUUCACGAAGUUCGCAAUUCAAAAGGUCUAGGUCUUGAAGACAACUGCUAUAAUAGAUACGACGUACUCCAACUGUCUGCCAAAAUGCAAUGAAUAAACCAUGGUGUGGACCAUCACUUUUAAAACGCCUUCAAUAAGCCACAAAUGUAUUCUAUAAGUGGCCUCUCAACUCUCAAGUAUGAUUUAUAAUCAUAAACCCGAGUGAUGUACUUAUCUUUAAUAUUUGUCCUAUGUGGUGUUAUUACUAUAAUAUAUAAUUAAUUUACCGUCGA